CCUUUCCUCCUGCAGUCCUGCAACUAUUUAUCCCUCUCCGCGGCCCGUCUCUGCCACUCCCAUCUCCGCUGCCCGAGGCACCCAGCGCAGCGCAGCGCAGAGCAAAGCCGCGCACACCGCCACACAACCACCGCAAUGGCGCGCGCCGGCGCUCUCUGCCUCGCGCUGCUCUGCCUCCUCGCGGCGCACUCCGCCGUCGCGCAGAAGUCCACCACCCCCGCCCCGGCCACCGCACCGGCGGCCACCACCACCCCGCCGGCCUCACCCUCCAAGAAGACGCCCGCGCCAGCUGCCGCGCCACCCACCACUCCCGCUACCCUGGCCCCGGCCGCCACGCCGCCCACCACCCCCGCCACCCCAGCCCCUGCAGCCGCGCCGCCCACCGCCACCCCAGCUCCCGCCGCGGCGCCACCCAAGUCCACAAAGGCCGCUGCCCCCGCCCCCGCUCCCAAGGCCAAGGCCACCCCUCCCGCAACUCUACCACCGUUAGCCUCGCCCCCCACCCCCGUCGCGGAGCCCCCCACCAAGCCCGCCGAGGUCCCCGCGCCCGCGCCGUCCAAGAAGAAGAAGCCCACCACGUCCUCCAAGAAGAAGAAGAAGUCCAAGGCCCCGGCCCCGGCUCCGGUCGCCGAGGCACCCACCAAGCACUCCAAGGCUAAGGCCCCCGCGGCGUCCGAAGCUGACGCCCCAGGCCCCUCCGGCGACUCCACCGCCGCGGACAACGCGGCGGCAGGCAGGACCGUGCAGACGGUGGCAGGCGGCAUCAUGGCGGCCGCGCUGGGCCUCGUCGUGCUGCUCGCCUAGACGACGGACGCCGACGCGCGCGCGAGCGGGGGCGCCUGCCCAGCCGGUCCGUCCGCCGAGUCGUGCCACGAUACAAUUAUGCAGCCGGUGUACCCUGCCUUUCGGACGGCUGUUGGAUGCCACCCGUUUUUGCGCUGUAUUCUUGUCCAUUUUUAACCAUCUAGCUGGGCGUGUGUACUGUGUAGUAGUUCACCACCUCGGAUUCUUUCUUCUUCUGUACCACUGGCCCCAUUGAGAUUUAUUUAUAUCUUUACUACUA
This is a messenger RNA of Phragmites australis (common reed), 1063 nucleotides long. Its product is annotated as lysine-rich arabinogalactan protein 18-like. Gene Ontology annotation, cellular component: plasma membrane. The record is from RefSeq and is a predicted model, not a curated record. The coding region runs from base 136 to 804 and encodes 222 amino acids. The transcript has 2 exons. Lineage: Eukaryota; Viridiplantae; Streptophyta; Magnoliopsida; Poales; Poaceae.